Molecule: messenger RNA, 1557 nt
Organism: Lindgomyces ingoldianus
Lineage: Eukaryota; Fungi; Ascomycota; Dothideomycetes; Pleosporales; Lindgomycetaceae
Product: major facilitator superfamily transporter
Exons: 2
Coding region: 1-1557 (518 amino acids)
Biological process (GO): transmembrane transport
Molecular function (GO): transmembrane transporter activity
Source: RefSeq, a predicted model, not a curated record
AUGACAGCAGAAAAAGACGACGAAACUCAGUAUCCAGGUCCCGCUGCCGUUGCCCUGCUCAUGCUCGCCAUAUCCCUGGCCAUGUUCUUGGUUUCGCUGGACCGAACGAUCGUGGCUACUGCAGUACCAAGAAUCACCGACCAAUUCAAGUCCUUCGGCGAUAUCGGAUGGUACGCCAGCGCAUACGCCUUGACAGGUUGCGCGAUGCAGCUUCCCCUUAGCCGCUUCUAUAGCUUCUACACCCCUAAAUGGGUCUUCUUCUCGCUGGUAUUACUCUUCGAAAUUGGCUCUGCGAUCUGUGCGGGAGCCUUCAAUUCAAAGACCAUAAUCAUUGGCCGCGCCAUUCAGGGAAUUGGAUGUGCUGGUGUCUUCUCGGGCUCCAUGAUCCUUCUCGUCGACAACGUCCCUUUGAGGCGGCGCCCGAUGUUCAUGGGGAUGCUGAUGGCAAUCAUGAGCAUAUCUGCUAUCAUUGGCCCUCUGAUCGGAGGUGCGCUAACAAGUAACGCAAGCUGGCGGUGGUGCUUCAUCAUUAACAUACCAAUUGGAAUGGUCACUAUUGUCAUCUUCCUGCUCCUUGUCAAGGCAACUCCAGGGAAAGAGGCAUCAAAGAAGAGCCCACUGGAGCAUUUGAAGAUGCUCGAUCCAAUUGGCGCAGGCUUGUUGAUCCCAGCCGUCACCUGCCUGGUCCUUGCACUCCAGUGGGGUGGCUCCCAAUAUGCUUGGAGUAGCUGGCGAAUCAUCCUCCUGUUGGUUCUUAGCGGAUUGCUAGGCAUCGCGUUCAUAACAUCUCAGAAGUUCAAUCCAGAAAUUGCGACAAUCUCGCCGCGGGUCGUCACACAGCGCACCGUAGCAUCGAGCUUCUACUAUUCGACCUGCACCGGCGGAGCCAUGAUGACAGUAGUAUACUGGAUCCCGAUUUGGUUUCAAGCGAUUAAGAGCGCUACUCCUAUUAAGUCUGGAGAGAUGACAAUCCCACUGCUUGUGUCGCAGUCCCUUGGAUCCAUCUUCGGCGGUAUUCUUGUCUCUCAGGUCAUAGGAUACGCGUCGCCAUUUAUGAUACUCAGUUCAAUCAUGAUGGCAGUUGGCGCAGGCCUGCUCUCCACUCUUAGCAUUACGUCCGGGUCUGGAGAAUGGAUUGGAUAUCAGGUCCUCUUCGGGUUCGGUUUGGGGUUCGGGAUGCAACAGCCAUCGACGGCGGUUCAAGCAGUUCUCAAAAAAGAAGAUAUACCGUUAGCCAUCUCGUUGAUCUUCUUCGGCAUGCAGCUUGGUGGUUCAAUUUGUGUCUGUAUCGGCCAGAACGUCUUGAAUCAGGAGCUUAUUAGAGCAUUGAAGGAGGCGCGAAUUCCUGGCUUGGAUCCCAUGGAAGUAUUGCACACGGGGGCGACCGAGUUGAAAAACUUAGUUGCUACUACUGCAGGAAGAACACAGUUACUGCUAGCAUAUAAUCACUCUCUAACGAGUGUCUUCUAUGUCGCCUCGGCGGUCGGUGCCGUAUCCAUUAUUGGUGCCGUCCUCGUGGAGUGGAAGAGCGUUAAAGGGUUGAAGCCGGCUCAUUGA